GCUCAGUGCUAUGCUCGCCAGAGCUCAUUACCCCACUGACAUUCAUUGAGCAUGUCCAACGCUUAGGAAGCUCCUGAGAGGAAGCACGACGCUCCAGGUACUUGAGGGGGCAACGCUGCAUCUGUAUUAUCAAAAGUGGAGUGGCCACCACACGCAGUCUGGCACAAGGCUGGAAGGCGAAACGUUUGCCAACAAGUCUGACAAGCAGCGUAUACGCGAUAGCGUGGUUGGGAAACACAAACAAGACCACACACCGAUGCUCGAUUCUCCGGAGCCCUCAGUACGAAGGCCAUAGUAGACGCGCAGCGCCGCGAGAAAUCGGAGUCGGGCCCUGAUGGCUACCUUUAUCUCUAGCUCCAUAAACUUAUAAUAGUUGCUUGAGUGCCAUGGCUUUCAAGUCGCAAGAGAGACUACCUUGAUUUGGCCCUUGUUCGCGGGGUUGCGCCGAGGGCGGAACGCCGUCGCCCUUGUGCAUAAUAAACGUAGUAGCGGCAUGUAUAGCUUAGAAUGUUGACACAAUACCCAAGUCGGAUUGCACGUUACUUGUCGCCCUGACCGGUGUGCUCUUGCGAUGGACGGGCCACCUCUGGCAGCGUCCGCCGGGCGCCCCAUUACGCGUGGCGACCUCGAUAAAGUAAAGAAGUCAAUAUGCCAAGAGACGCAGUCGCUAGUGACGCUCAUGCGCGAGCGGUUUCACUCACAUUUGGCCAGCCAUUCGGUAGAGCAGGCGACAGUGGCGGGCCGCGAGCGGACCAGCCCUGCCAGCAACUCAAGUGCAACCUCUGCGUCGGCCACCCUGUCGUCCACCCUCGACGUCGCGUCCCCGUCGAUUAUGUCACCGGCAACUUCCGCAUCGACCGCCGAUUCACCGCUGAACACGCGGACCUUGGGAUUGCAGCUAACUGCACCACUGGCCAAGCCAUUAAUUGCGGCGCCAGUGCGGCCUUCCCCAGCACCUGUACCACCAGCACCAGCACCAGCACCACCGCCAGCAGCACCAGCACCUGCACCACAGCGAGCAGCAGUGCCAACAGGCCACCGCGGGACCGCCGUGCCUUUGCCAGCCGCGCCUGCAGUGAUGACCUGUGAACAGCUGGAGGCCAUGUUCCGGUCCGCCAUCGCUUCGGACGGCGACGUGCUCACACGCUGGGCGGACGAGCUGGCGCGCCGCAUGUGGGCGCAGACGCCUACGCCCUCGGCCACGCCACGCAGCAUCGGGAGCCCCGCCUAUUGCGCCUCUGCGGCCCGGUCGUACGGCGGCAGUGCAGCGUCCACCGCAGCCCGCAACAGCCCCAACGGCAGCUGCCCGGCUUCGCCCGACCGGCGCUGGCGCUCGCAGCAGCACCCGCACUCCCCCGACCCCCUGCUGAUCCGCCACCACCACCAUCACCUCCCGCACCAUCCGCACCACCACCAGCAGCACACCAGCUCCAGCAGCCAUGGCGGUCAUUUCGGCCAGCAGCUGCCACACGGCCGCAGCCGUCUGGGCUGCAGGAGCAGCGGCGGCGGCGCGCCACUGGCCACCAGCGGGCCGCCGACAGCAUCUGGCAUGGCUGGUGCGCCUGAUGCUCUGUUGCAGGUGCAGCCCACGCCGGCGGCUGGCGCUGUGCUGUAUGAUACCGCCAUUGCACCUUUGACAGCAGCCGCAGCGCCAGGCUUGGAGGAGGUCGGGGCUGGCGGCGCUGGCGGUCAGGCCUUGGCCCACGCCGGUGCAUUGCGCGCGCCGCUUCCUCCGUGGCAGCAGCAGCUCGAGCCGGACGCUGGCACAGGCGACCCGGGACUGGAGAGCGCCGCCGUCGCUGCCAUUGCAAUGCACGCAGCCGUUGGCGCUGCUAUACCACACUUGGAGGCGGGCGGCGAUGUGGCUGCAUGGGAGAGUAUGGCCCAGGGCGUGGUAGAGCUGCCGGCAGAGGUGGCGGCGGCCGCCCAGUCGCUGCCAUGGCCUGCCCUGGCUGGACCGGCGGCCAGCUCCGCCACCUCCGCGCCUGCGUCGCCUGCUCGGCGGGAGCUGCCGGCCCAGGUUGUGGAGGAGGUGAAGCGCCGCUACCUUGAGGGCUGCGGACCGCAUGUGCUGACGGCCAAGCCUGCCGCGGCAGCCGCAGCCGCAGCAAUGACGCCGCGGCACGCGUCGCUGUCCAUGGCUCCGGCACCAGACAUGGCCACCUCUGUGGGUGCACCGGUGGAGCAAUACGUGCUCACUGUGCCUGUGCCGGCCGCCAGUGGCGCUGUGGCGGAGCCUGAGCUGCUGUCGACGGCCUUCGACCCGGCCUGCUGGCCCGCAGAAGCUGCCUUCUCGCUGGAGGCUUUCGGGGCGGAGCCCGUAGGCGCACCUGAGGAGGCAUGUGCCGGCGACGGGCCCGCGUCUUUCGCAGCUAUGCUCCCUCCACCGCCGCAGGCGCGCCGGGCAUCCGGCACCUACAGCGCUGUCGUCGAGGCGGACGGUGCAGGCGCAGCACCUGGAGCCCCCGCUUCUGGGGCCGCCGCGUCGGUGGCGGUGGCGCUACUGCGCGGGUUGCGGGCGGGCAUGCCGGCGCCGCCGCUGUCGAGGCGGCGGGGCCAGGCGGCAGCUGGACGGCAGGACGGUGCUGUGGAGGCAGACAGCGAGGGAAGCGAGGAGGACGAGGAGGCGUGGGAGCUGUGUCCACAGGAGCUGUUCAGGCCGGCGCAGCAGGUGUCCAGGGAGGAGGAGGCGGCUGCGGGCAGUGUGGCCGCUCAAAAGGCGCCUCUGCUACAGCCGAGUCAGUCUUCUGCUGCCUCCUGCGCCUCGCCCUCAGCCAGCAGCUACAGCUUUGGCUCCGCCACCACCUCCAGCUACAGCCGCGGAUAUUUCACCCUGCCGUCGUCGUGCACGCACGACAACAGCUGCUUCCCGCCAGCUUCCCCGCACGGAAUGACGGCAGAUGGGCACGUGCACACCGCUGCGUCGUACUAUGCCACUCCAGCAUCAAGCAGUUCCCUGCGCAAGAGCGAUGGCUAUGUCACUGGCACUGUGGGCUCCAGCAGUGGCAAUGGCUUGCGUGGGUCGGGUUCAAGCCCAGUGGGCAAGGGAGUGGCUGCACAGGACGCCAUGUUUGGGGCGUGGGUGUCGGCUGCAUCACCGUAGGUACCAUUGGCCUGUGUGAAUAGCUUCUGGGUGCCAGUUGGAAGCAGGAGAGGAUGAAAUCACGUGGGUGGGUGAGCUUUGACAAACACAUGAUGUUGGAUCAAUGAACAGGAACACGCUUGCUGGUGUGGGCUUCGGGUGGGCUCCGUACUGCCAUGUGCUGCGGUCGUUGCGCUGCAGCCGGCCACUCCCUUUAGUAUAUCAAGGCUUAUGUCUACCGUAUGUCGCUUCUGGUAUUCAUUAGUUGACCAUUCUGCCUCAACAGGGCAGGUUGUCCUGCAAACAGGAUUUGCGAUGGGCAUGUAUGCCAGCGGCGCGUCAUGAUGCACGGGCGCACCGGUGGCAGUGCUGACGACAGCGGGUGGUACCAUGUCAUAUGCAGGGAAUCCUGGUGCAAGUAUUUGUACAUAGAGGUUGGGUGGCACGUGGCAUUGGAGCCACGCGCAUACUAGUCAGUAUGCGCAUGUGUGAACAUGGAAUGGAACUGCGCCCUGUUAUCAUAGUAACGCGUGUGGGUGUAUGUAUGGGGGCAUCACAUCAUAUGCGGUGCUGAUUUGUCUUCACCUUGAGUGCAUGUGCACAUGGUGUGGAUUCCUAUCUCUGUGGGCGUGCUACCCGUGCCAGACUGCAUUGCAGCGGACGGGAUGGGGCUGCAAACACUGUCAUUAUUUCGCUGAGGGUGGUAAACUAGCGGCGGGGCCCAGGAGGCCAGGACAUUGGUGGAGGCCUUGUCGGCCGGUAGCGCCCUUGGCACGUAGCCGAAUGCCCUUCAGGUGUUUUAAAUUACAGAAUUGUACUCUGGAUAGCGUUGAGUUUACGGAUGUGAGUAUAAAAGCCGGUGCGGGGAUGCUUGCAGUCUGCUGGCUUGAGGGUUCUGCGGUCGGAAAUGAGCUGCAAGGGUUAACUGAGGGCACUGAAUCAUACCACGAAGAAGGCCACUCCUAUUGAAGUAAGACCGGUCGUGAUUGGGCCAGGAUUGGGCAUGGAGCUGAGGCUGACGGCCGGUUGGCAGGUUUGGCCAUGCAGCACGAGGGGCCGCCAUAUGAAGAUGAGGAAACUGGUGCUACGACGAUGGGUAACUUGAUGCUACGAAGAUGAGUAAAUUGGUGUUAAGAGGGCCAUGCAAACUGCAUGUGUGAUCUGCUCACCCCCGUGCGGGGAGUUUGCUUUUACAGUAGUCACACAGCAGGGGGACUCCAGCAUCCGACACAAUCUCACAGCGCCGUACUGGCCAUCACGUGCUGAUGCAGCGGCCCUCGUCCAGACAUCCUAU
Messenger RNA from Chlamydomonas reinhardtii, 4376 nucleotides. RefSeq lists its product as uncharacterized. Lineage: Eukaryota; Viridiplantae; Chlorophyta; Chlorophyceae; Chlamydomonadales; Chlamydomonadaceae. The coding region runs from base 680 to 3103 and encodes 807 amino acids. The record is from RefSeq and is a predicted model, not a curated record. The transcript has a single exon.